This is a messenger RNA of Thalassophryne amazonica, 1740 nucleotides long. RefSeq names its product zinc finger protein OZF-like. Gene Ontology annotation, cellular component: nucleus. The transcript has 2 exons. NCBI's taxonomy places the organism in Eukaryota, Metazoa, Chordata, Actinopteri, Batrachoidiformes, Batrachoididae. Gene Ontology annotation, molecular function: DNA-binding transcription factor activity, RNA polymerase II-specific; RNA polymerase II cis-regulatory region sequence-specific DNA binding. Gene Ontology annotation, biological process: regulation of transcription by RNA polymerase II. The coding region runs from base 183 to 1637 and encodes 484 amino acids. The record is from RefSeq and is a predicted model, not a curated record.
UUGACGGCAGACUCCUUUUUUUUUUUAAGCGAAAGCUGACCUGAUAUCCACCUGAACUGAAGUUCCGUGUGUGUCUGCUUCAACAUUAAAUGCAGGAUAUUCAUAUGUUUUUCUUCUUUCCGGUUAGCUUCCACAGUUAUUGGAGUUAGCUUAGCCUGCUAGCUGGGCAUUUUGUAUGUAACAUGUCGAAAGUCCUAAUUCUGAGAGCGUUACUGAAGCAGCGACUACCUGCAGAUGAUGAAGAAGAGAUAUUUGAGCUGUUUGAAAGAACGAUAGCGGAACACGAAGAGGAAAUUCGUGGUUUAAAAGAGGAGAACGAGACAUUAAGAAAACUACUGCAUCCGGUUUUUAACGCUGAUGACAAAACAGAUGUUCAGCAGCAGCUGUUGGUAAGAGAAGCAGAGGUUCCCGCUAAGCAACAAGCAUGGACCUCCAGUCUGGACCAAGAGGACCCAGAACUCCAUCACUUUAAAAAGAAAGAGGAGGAGCCAUGGACCUGUGCGAAACGAGAGCACCGUCUCCUGCUGGAGGUUAAUUCCUCCAUGCACGCAGUCAAUGAUGUGAAACCUGAGUCCUCAAAUUAUGAUCAGCUCAAAAGUGAGGAGAACAGGGAGGCUGAACCACUUGCCAGCAGCUCAGGUGAACAGAUAAAAACCAAAAAUGAUGGAGAGGAGUGGGCAGGAUCAAAACCAGAUGGGAGGAUGGUUCAAGACAAUUACUUACAUCAAUGUAGCAAUGCCAUGAUUUCACAGUCUAAUGGUCCUGAAUGUGAUAUCAGUGGUGUUGAUUUUAAGGAGACCGAAGAAGCUAAAUCAUGUUUAAACUCCCUGGAAAACAAGAUAAUCCCUGUUUCUGGGAACAGAUGUAAUGCUGGUGCUGGUGGUUCUGAGUGUGGUGAAACAUUUAACCGAAACAGAAAACUGAAAAUGCAUAUGAGGGCUCAUACAGGAAAGAAAAGAUUCAAGUGUUCUGAAUGUGGGAAAAUAUUUAGCCAGAAGAGUAAUUUGAACAGGCAUAUGGCCAUCCAUAUGGGAAAGACCUCAUUUAGGUGUCCUGAGUGUGGAAAAGCUUUUAACAGAAAUGGCAAUCUGAAAACACAUAUGAUGCUUCAUACAGGAAAGAAAACAUUCAAGUGUUCCAAAUGUGGGAAUGUGUUCAGCCAAAAGUGCAAUUUGAAGAGGCAUAUGGUCAUCCAUACGAGAAAGACCUCAUUUGAGUGUUCUGAGUGUGGGAAAACAUUUAACACAAAAGCACAUAUGCAAACCCAUAUACUAAUUCAUACAGGAGAAAAACCCUUUCGUUGUUCUGAGUGUGGAAAAACUUUUAACACAAAAUGUAGUCAAAAAACCCAUAUGCUAACUCAUACAGGAGAAAGACCUUUUCAUUGUCCUGAGUGUGGAAGAACUUUUAACCAAAACAGUCUUUUGAAAAUGCACAUGUUAAUUCAUACAGGCGAAAAAACAUUUAGCUGCUCUGAGUGUGGAAAAACAUUUAACAGAAAUGACUAUCUGAAAACCCAUAUGAUGUUUCAUAAGGGAUACAAACCAUAUUAUUGUUCUGAAUGUGGAAAAGCAUUUGCCCUGAAGACUCACUUGAAAACCCACAUGACCACCCAUAAAGUGGGAAAAACUACUUAGCACCAUUUUAAGACCCAUGUGAUGGUGUAUCCUCCAGCUUGAAUAAGAACAAUUUAUUAAACCAAAAUUAGCUAAUUAAUACAAUACUCAUCAAGUGAUCUGA